Penicillium soppii is the source of this 507-nucleotide messenger RNA. Its product is annotated as SRPBCC domain-containing protein. NCBI's taxonomy places the organism in Eukaryota, Fungi, Ascomycota, Eurotiomycetes, Eurotiales, Aspergillaceae. The transcript is spliced from 2 exons. The record is from RefSeq and is a predicted model, not a curated record. Bases 1 to 507 code for a protein of 168 amino acids.
AUGAUCACGAGCACUAUUGAGAUUGCCGCGCCGCCCGCUAAAGUGCGAGAAAUAGUACGUACUGAAACUGCUGGAGAUCACAGCGGAGCGGGCACACUAACGCAAUUCCGGCCGCAGUUGCUCAACUUUUCGGCAUACCCUGAAUGGCACACGGAAUGGCUGAAGGAGAUUAAGCCGACGGAUGGUAAGAGGCCACAAGAUCUUGCAUCGGGAGACAAGAUCGAUGUGAACAUCGAGAACUUCAAGUUCGUCGCAGAAGUAAAGCAAACAAAGGAAAACAACGAGAGCUUGUUCUCUUGGCAAGGCCCGCCCGUGUUUACCAUUGCUGGUCUGCAUAAAUUUCAUAUCGAGCCGGCUAAUGAUGGCGCAUCUACUAUUUUUACGCAGACUGAGGAUCUCAAGGGUCUCCUUGCGUUCAUUAUGAGUCCUUCGCUGCUUGGAAAGAAGAUGCGUGCUCAUUUCGAUAUUUUCCACCAGGACCUUAAGGCCCGGGCUGAACAGGCUUAA